AUGAAGUCCGCGGCCAGCUCGCGCGGGGGUGGGUCUGGGGGGCGCGGGGGCGGCGGCUGGGGCGGCGGCUGGGGCGGCGGCUGGGGGGGCGGCAAGGGCGGAGGCGGCGGCGAUGGCGGCGGCCCGGGCGCCAAGGGCUUCGGGACGCGGGCGCGCGGCUCGGGCGGAGGCCGGGGCCGGGGGCGCGGGGGCGGCGGGCAGCGGCGCGGCGGAGCGGCCAAGAGCAAGAGCCGCCGCAGGAAAGGCGCCACCGCGGUGUGCGUGGAGCCGCACCGGCACGAGGGCGUCUUCAUCUACCGCGGCGCGGAGGACGCGCUGGUCACGCUGAACAUGGUGCCGGGACAGUCGGUGUACGGCGAGCGGCGGGUCACGGUGAGCGAGGGCGGCGUGAAGCAGGAGUACCGCACGUGGAACCCCUUCCGCUCCAAGCUGGCCGCCGCCAUCCUGGGCGGGGUGGACCAGAUCCACAUCAAGCCCAAGGCCAAAGUGCUGUACCUCGGCGCCGCGUCGGGGACCACGGUGUCGCACGUCUCCGACAUCGUCGGCCCCGACGGCCUGGUCUACGCCGUCGAGUUCUCCCACCGCGCCGGCCGCGAUCUGGUCAACGUGGCCAAGAAGCGAACCAACAUCAUCCCGGUGCUGGAAGAUGCCCGGCACCCGCUCAAGUACCGCAUGCUCAUCGGGAUGGUGGACGUGAUCUUCGCCGACGUGGCGCAGCCCGACCAGUCCCGCAUCGUGGCCCUGAACGCCCACACCUUCCUGCGCAACGGGGGCCACUUCCUCAUUUCCAUCAAGGCCAACUGCAUCGAUUCCACCGCGUCUGCCGAGGCCGUGUUUGCCUCCGAGGUGAAGAAGUUGCAGCAGGAGAACUUAAAGCCUCAAGAGCAGCUGACCCUGGAGCCCUACGAGAGGGACCACGCCGUGGUGGUCGGGGUCUACAGACCCCUCCCCAAGAGCGGCAGCAAGUAGCGCCCAGCUCAGGCUGCUCCACCCCCCACCCCCUCCCCAGAUCGCCCCAGGACUGCUGUGUUCAGCGUUACUGUGUGUGUGCUGUGUGUGGUGUUUUCCUUACUUUCGUU
This is a messenger RNA of Rhinolophus ferrumequinum (greater horseshoe bat), 1079 nucleotides long. RefSeq names its product fibrillarin like 1 (gene FBLL1). Gene Ontology annotation, molecular function: rRNA methyltransferase activity; histone H2AQ104 methyltransferase activity; RNA binding. Gene Ontology annotation, cellular component: Cajal body; small-subunit processome; nucleolus. The transcript has a single exon. Bases 1 to 969 code for a protein of 322 amino acids. NCBI's taxonomy places the organism in Eukaryota, Metazoa, Chordata, Mammalia, Chiroptera, Rhinolophidae. The record is from RefSeq and is a predicted model, not a curated record. Gene Ontology annotation, biological process: rRNA methylation; box C/D sno(s)RNA 3'-end processing.